AAGAAAAUUUUCUAUGAGGUAAUCGCUGUGCGUAAAACAAGUAAAUACCAAGUAGGGUAGAUAAAAGACGGGUUAAUAAAUUGUGUGGACGUUUAAUUUUAUGCAGUUUAAUUCUAACUGCUUCAGUAUGAAGUUCGCCCUUCUAAAUUUCAUUAUAAUCAUAAGUAUUUAUUUCACUCCAACUUAUAGUUCACGUACACCAGAUAAUCGAUAUAAUGCUACAGUAGUAGCUGAUGAAAUAAUCAAGUGGGUAAAGACUGGAAGACAAACACCAAAAUUCAAAAAAAUUAUCAAUGACUUGGCUCUUCCUUCAAGCUACCAAAGAGCCGAUUGGUCUGUUGCUGAUGGAUUUGCAUCUACAAUUCUUUGUACAGUUUGCAAAUCUUUUACUAAAGUUAUCAUAAAUCUUAGACGAACUGGUACAUCACCAGAAGUGAUUGAAAGAUCUAUAGCUAAACUUUGUACUCUUUUCAAUUUACAAACAAAAGAAGUUUGUGAUGGAGUCGUAAAAAUCAAUACACCAAUAAUUCUUUACAUUGUUGACAAUGAUUCGACAAUAGAUGAGAAUGCAGUUUGUGGACUUGUUUUGCAAAAUCAACCAUGCUGUCAACCACCAAGUAGAUAUCAAUGGACUCUUGAUAUUGAUGAUAAUCCACCUCAACUAAUAAAUGUUCAAUCUUCAAAAGGUGAUACUAUAAAGAUUCUUCAAAUAACAGAUAUUCAUUAUGAUCCUCUCUAUGAGCCAAAUGGUAAUGCUGGAUGUAAAGAACCCACAUGUUGUCGGCAAGGCCAAAAUAAUACAAGAAGAAUCACUAAGCUUGCUGGAUUUUGGGGAGACUUUAAUAACUGUGAUUCUCCUUGGCACGCAGUUGUUGAUGCUCUAGAUCAUUUGAAAAAUUAUCAAAGUGAUAUUGACUAUGUUUAUUUUACUGGUGAUAUAAUCGAUCAUGGAGUGUGGGCGACAAGUAAAGAAGGAAAUACCGAGAGUUUAUUAAAAAGUUUUCGGAAAAUUAAAGAUACAUUUGGUGAUGUACCAGUAUAUCCAAUCUUUGGAAAUCAUGAACCUCAUCCUUUAAAUCAAUUUGCGCCUGAUUAUAUUGAAGAUGACAGCUUAUCAACACGUUGGCUGUACGAAUUAAUGGCAAAUACUUGGAUAGAUGCUGGCUGGUUGCCAGAGUCAACAAAAGAAACUAUUUUACGAGGUGGAUUUUAUACUUUAUCGCCGACCAAAGGCUUCCGGAUAAUUGCUAUCAAUAAUAAUAUUUGUUACAUCUAUAAUUGGUGGCUUAUUUAUGACGCAAAAGAUCCAAGUGGACACUUGAAAUGGUUGGAAAAAACUCUUUUAGAAGCUGAACAAAAUCAAGAAUUUGUACAUAUUUUAGGUCAUAUUCCAGCAGGGGCCAGCCAAUGUCAACAUACAUGGAGUCGUGAAUACAGAAGAAUUAUUAGCAGAUUUUCUCAUAUAAUUACUGCUCAGUUUAAUGGACAUACUCAUAAUGAUGAAUUUAAUGUCUUUUACGAUCCUCAAGAUAUCAAUAAAAUCAUCAAUAUUGCUUGGAAUGGUGGUAGCAUAACUCCUUAUUCCAAUCUUAAUCCAAACUAUAAAGUCUACGUAGCAGAUGCCAACACUUACGCAAUAGAAGAGAUUGACAUGUGGAUUUACAAUCUGACUGACGCCAAUUUAACUCCUCAAAAACGUCCUAAUUGGUAUAAAUUAUACUCUUUUAAAGAAGAGUAUGGUUUGAAUGAUUUAUCAUUUGAAAGUUUGCAUCAGUUAAUUGUUGGCAUGGCUAAAGGUUCAUCAGCAUUAGAAACAUAUCAUAAGAAUUUUUUCAAACAUGCAGCACCGGAAUUAGAUAAAGGAUGUGACAAAUUAUGUCUUGAUGCAUAUGUUUGUAGGAUUGUUUCGAGCUCCAGCAAUGAAAAAAAAGAAUGCCAAUACUUUCAACAGUUACAAUGAUCUUAUAAUUUGUAUAAUACAUUAAAUUGGAAAAAAAUUAACUUAUUUUAUUUACAAAAUUAUAGUUAUAAUCUGUACAUGUUUUCUACUAAAAUAUUAUUGUUGAACAGGUUUCAUAUAAUCAAGCCAUUGUA
Molecule: messenger RNA, 2094 nt
Organism: Chelonus insularis
Lineage: Eukaryota; Metazoa; Arthropoda; Insecta; Hymenoptera; Braconidae
Product: sphingomyelin phosphodiesterase-like
Exons: 7
Coding region: 101-1960 (619 amino acids)
Biological process (GO): sphingomyelin catabolic process; ceramide biosynthetic process
Cellular component (GO): lysosome
Molecular function (GO): acid sphingomyelin phosphodiesterase activity
Source: RefSeq, a predicted model, not a curated record